Tricharina praecox is the source of this 1240-nucleotide messenger RNA. RefSeq names its product translation initiation factor eIF 4e-like domain-containing protein. The transcript is spliced from 3 exons. The record is from RefSeq and is a predicted model, not a curated record. NCBI's taxonomy places the organism in Eukaryota, Fungi, Ascomycota, Pezizomycetes, Pezizales, Pyronemataceae. Gene Ontology annotation, molecular function: RNA 7-methylguanosine cap binding; translation initiation factor activity. Gene Ontology annotation, cellular component: eukaryotic translation initiation factor 4F complex. Bases 305 to 943 code for a protein of 212 amino acids. Gene Ontology annotation, biological process: translational initiation.
AUUCAGGCACGAUACCAUCUGCCGAGUACCUAGAAACAGUUCUCAUUUGUCCUCACUUCGUCUCCAUGUCAGCCACUAGGAUGAACAGAGCGCCUAUACGCGUGGCUGUGCGUGCCAAGGGGCCUUUAAGCAUCCCUACAGAAGCUGACAUGCUGCGGGGCACGUAGGCAGCUAUGGUGUGUCUGUCACAGCUCUGAAACGUCGUGUCGUGUCGUGUUUAUAUCUGGUCUCCUCCCUCUUUAUCUACAAAACCCCCCCUCGCAACCGUUCUUUCCCCCUCGCACACAGCAAGCACACAAGCAACAUGGCCGAAACCACGACUACCCCCGUCGCCCCCAUCGACGAUGCCAACGCCGGAAAGCGGGCUGAGCUCCGCAUGACGAUGUUGAAGAAGCUGCGGCCAUACCCACUACGGCACGAGUGGGUGUUCUGGCACGAGAAGGACGACCCCGACGCCUCCCCCGAGAAGUGGGACGACCGACUCAAGGAGAUCGCGCAGAUCAGCACGGUGCAGAGCUUCUGGCAGGUGUUCAACAACACGCCGUUCACGAACCUCACGCUAAAGGAGUCGCUGCACCUGUUCAAGAAGAACGUCAAGCCGCUGUGGGAGGAUCCAAGGAAUAAGAAUGGUGGCGCGUGGACAUUCCGUGUGCCCAAGGCGCAGAGCCAUGAGUUUUGGAAGGAGGUGCUCAUGAUGGCCAUUGGGGAGAUCCUGCAGGAGGUCGUCGAGAAGGGCGACGAUAUCUGCGGUGUUAGCAUCAGUGUUAGGUUCAAUUCUCAUCUCAUCCUGGUGUGGACUAGAGAUGCGGAGAAUGAGAAGAGCCGCGAUGCGAUCCUCGCAAAGGUAAUGGAGAGUCUCCCUGAGGAGAUGAGGCCACAGCCUAGCAGCCCGUAUUACAAGAAGCACAACGAUCACAAGAACUACACUCCUGCCGCAAAGUGAGGAGGGGACGACGUGGCCGGGGACGCAAGAGCUGGGGGGUGGAUGGGCGGAUGACUGGAUAACUGGAUGGGUUUCUUUGUGUCGGGAUUGCGUGCAUUGCGGGAUAUAUCUUUGUUUGGAUUUGUUUGGAUUUGUCAUUAUGCCUGCAACUGCUGCUAUUGUGGUGGAGAUACCGAACAAGAAGUUCAACAUGGUUGUCUAGUUGUUCGUUAUAGAGUUCAUGAAUCCGAUACGGUUGCGUGUCAUGUAUUCUUAGAUACCCGAACAAUGUAGGAUGGUCGUCAUGAUAUCGAUGAC